Molecule: messenger RNA, 1914 nt
Organism: Carassius auratus (goldfish)
Lineage: Eukaryota; Metazoa; Chordata; Actinopteri; Cypriniformes; Cyprinidae
Product: adhesion G protein-coupled receptor E1-like
Exons: 11
Coding region: 262-1587 (441 amino acids)
Molecular function (GO): calcium ion binding
Source: RefSeq, a predicted model, not a curated record
UUGAGCUCCCCUUUGAUUGUCAAUGCAGUAACGUGUAAUGACACUGUUAUCGGGAUCCCCCUCAAGGGGGCCCCUCUCAGUAGUCGCUGACAGCAGCCAGCCAACACGUGAUCUCUGCUACCGGCAAAAUACAAAACCUCCUCGGCAGUCACGAAGCGGAAUUAUGCUUCAGGAAGCCAGAAUAGAAAGAAGAGAAAGGAAGAGGAGGAUAAGAAAAAACAAGAUAGUGUUCUUCUGUUAGCACUGACAGAGAACAUCCUGAUGAUAACAGUCUGCAGACCUGGAAAGAUAAGAAGCAGAGGAAAGUGUGUAGAUGAGAAUGAGUGUGAGAUUCAACCAUCCAUUUGUGAAAGAAAUGCAGCAUGCUUCAACACUGCUGGCAGCUACUACUGUCAAUGUCAUGAAGGAUUCACACCUCCUUCACCUCAUAAUUUCACACAAUUGGAUGGGAUUUUAUGCAAAGACAUCAAUGAAUGUUUGGUCGGCAGCGAUGAUUGUGGUCCUAAUACAACAUGUGUUAAUACUGAAGGAGGUUAUAAUUGCACAUGUGCAACUGGCUACAUUUCCAGCAAUGGAAAAGAUAUAUUCAAUUCAGGAGUUCAGUGUAUAGACAGAGAUGAAUGCAAUGAUCCCAGUUUUUGUGGAAAACAUGCAUCAUGUCAUAACACUGCUGGAGGUUUCUACUGCAUCUGUGAAGCUGGAUUCAGACUAAAGUCAGGAGGAACUAACUUCACUGAUACAAGUGAACUCUGUGAGAAGCUUAAGUGUGACAGAUUUUUAAGUGAGAAAGACGCAUCCCAGACAUCUCCAGAGCUCACAAAACUCGUCUCUUUAAUAACCGACAGCUGUCUGAUAAUGAAUCAGAGUGAGUCUGUGAACAAUAAUACACAAGCGCAUGGAGAAAAACUUUUGAAGGGAUUUCUGAGUGAUCUAGAUGAUCUGAAUCACGGUGGAUUCAGUGGUGAUAAUGGUAUGAUCUCAGCAUUGUUUAGGAUUGUGGUAAACAUACUAAAACUGAUCGGACAUCUGCUGUCAGCAAGCCGAACCAGGAAAAUAAGUGCUAAAGCUGAAGUGGAGCUGUUAGUAAAGAGGGGCAAUUCUCCACCUGAGGGUGAUUUCAGGAUGAAUAUCAGUGGAGCACAGUUAACCUCCCACUGGGACACAGCAACAGGAAAUACAUACCACGGCUUCACGACUGCAGCUCUCCUCAGCUACAAAGGUCUGGAUGAAUCACUCAACUGCUGUUUUGACCAUUUAGAGACACAGAAAAAGCAAACGUAUAAGAUUAAUUCAAAAGUAGUAACUGCCACAUUUAUUAACACUGAGACAACCAACCUAAAUAAACCAAUAAAACUCACAUUUUCUCACUUGGAGAAAAAGAAUGAGAAGCAUAUGUGUGUGUUUUGGGAUCCUGAGCUGGACGGGGGCGCGUGGUCAACACUUGGCUGCUCUACAGUGAGCUCCAGAGCCGAUCAGACCGUCUGCUCCUGUAAUAAACUCGGCAGUUUUGCUGUGCUGACGGUUCUCUGUGACACUGGGGUCUGUAGGCCUACUCUUAACUUUUGUACGCUUGACAGCAAACCUUGAGCUAAAUGAACAUCUCUUUUCCCCCCUCAAUAACUGAGGUGCCCUUAAACAAAGACAUCUAACCCCCAGUUUUAAAUGGCUACUGAACCACUGCUGUGUGUGAAUGGGAUAAAUGCAGAAGACAAACUCAGAGUAUUGGAGGAUAUAAGGAUCUUCAAAUUCAAACUGUGUGUGUUUGUGCAUGUCAAGGCUUUUAUUGUCACAGUUGUUGUGAAGUAAUUUUCCAUUGCUAUAAAUAACAUUUGUCGGAUUUGUGUUUGUCAUGUGAAGCCUGAGCAUUGAAACAUAUGCAAAUAAAAUUAUUCAAUAAACUUUUAAUCAACAUUA